Ectocarpus sp. CCAP 1310/34 is the source of this 2281-nucleotide messenger RNA. NCBI's taxonomy places the organism in Eukaryota, Phaeophyceae, Ectocarpales, Ectocarpaceae. The record is from the annotation of a GenBank genome assembly.
AGGUGGAGCCAUGGCGCGAAAGGGAAGGAAAUGUGUCCCCAGCUACAUUGCCGUGGCUUAUGCAUCGCUUGGAGCACUCAGCCUGUGCGGGACGACAACAUCCUUCGUUUUGCGACAGAACCUAAUAGUGACACCCAAGGCAGGGCGGUACCUGCGAGAAGGCGAACCAAAGGAGGCGACAAGGAAGGGCUCGGCAACCAUGGCCACCUCCGUAAAGGUUUCUGAGCCGAUGACUCUAACUGAAAAGAUCAUCGCGAAAGCGUGCGAUCGGCAAAGCGUGGCACCGAACGACAACGUGUGGGUCAAAACGGACGUGUUGAUGACUCACGACGUCUGCGGCCCGGGCACCAUCGGGAACUUCUACAAAGAGUUUGGUCCCAAGGCCAAGGUGUGGGAUCCAGAAGGCGUCGUCAUAAUCCCGGACCACUAUAUCUUCACUGCAGACCCCCGUGCAAAUCGCAAUGUUGACAUCCUUCGGGACUUCGUCAACCAACAGGAUAUCAAGUACUUCUACGACAUCACGGACCGCGGCAACUUCAAAGCAAACCCGGACUACAAAGGUGUUUGCCACGUUGCUCUCGCCCAGGAGGGCCACACUAGACCUGGAGAGGUAUUGUUUGGGACGGACUCGCACACGUGCAACGCGGGUGCGUUCGGGCAGUUCGCGACGGGCAUCGGCAAUACAGAUGCGUCGUUUGUCAUGGGUACCGGGAAGCUGCUGAUCAAGAGCCCGGCCUCCAUGCAAUUUGCGCUUGAGGGGGAGAUACCAGACCACCUUUUAGCCAAGGAUAUCAUUCUCCAAAUUAUUGGCGAUAUUGGUGUGGCGGGCGCUACUUACCGCUCUAUGGAGUUCGCAGGUUCAGCUUUGGGCCAACUGUCCAUGGAAGAGCGGCAGACUCUGUGCAACAUGGCAAUCGAAGCCGGAGGGAAAAAUGGAGUGAUUCCUGCAGAUGAUGUCACUAUGGCGUAUGUGAACGCCAGGAACGCAGGGAAUAGGCCAUACGAAAUAUUCAAGGCCGAUCCCAACGCCAAGUAUUUCUCGAAGAAAACGUACGACAUGAGCAACCUUGAGCCUGUUGUGGCCAAGCCCCACUCCCCAGACAACAAGGCUUUGGCGAAGGACUGCCGCGAUACCAAAAUCGACCGCGUCUACAUUGGCUCUUGCACUGGAGGCAAGACCGAGGAUUUCGCUGCUGCAGCGCGGAUACUCCAAAACCAAAAGGUUCGGGUACCGACUUUCCUGGUGCCUGCUACUCAAAAGGUUUACAACGAUAUCCAGACGUUGAAGAUCGGUGGACGAACGCUGGGAUCAAUUUUCCGCGAGGCCGGGUGCUUGGAGCCUGCUUCUCCUUCCUGCGCUGCAUGCCUAGGGGGGCCAGCUGACACGUACGCCCGCAUGAACGAGCCUUUUCAAUGCGUCUCCACCACCAACCGGAACUUCCCUGGACGCAUGGGACACAAGGACGCUGGCAUCUACCUGGCAUCACCCUACACGGCUGCGGCAUCGGCCAUCACGGGUUAUGUGACGGACCCUCGCGAGGUGUUCGGGUUCGAUCAGGACAAGCGUUGGGCCAUUGAGGAUAUUUUGACCGACAGUGCCCGUGUGGAGGGCUAGGAGAUGCAUCUCGCUUGAUUGUGACUAACCCGAAAGACGGGAUCGGCGCAAAAUGAUAAUAGUGCUGGUGGAGAAAAGCCCACCGCGAUCAGGUUGCCUUUGUAUGUCCUUCACGCACCAUGUCGAUGCGUGUUGACCUCUGUGACUGUGAUUCCUCAGAGGACACGAGCGCAGCUGAUUAACCGCUGCUGCCUUAAAAGUGAUCGUUCUCUCUGGACAGUUGCGUGCCUGCUUUAUUAUGUGCAUACAAGGCGCCCUAUGGAGUGAGGUAAAGGGAGCACCGCGGCAGGGGGUGAUGCAAGAACAUGCUAAAAGCAAACGCCGAUGUAGGUCAUUUAUUUGCCGUGUUUCUGGAUGCUGCGUCGCCCACCGCCGCAGAUUCCAGGCCGCCAAACGACGUGAACUUCAUCAGAGUCGUUUUGUCGCUCAGGGAACGCACACACACAACCUCGCCACAGGCCGGCGGAGAAGCUUGUAUUCCCGCGUUUAGUAUGCAAACAGUAUGUUGCAGGGCAGUGACAGUAGCAUCAUGGCGUGUGUCUCACAUUCCAGAGAAAAGAAGGGGCCACAUGGAUGUGGAUGGAUCUAUCUUUUGUGAAGGUGGGACGGAUCGAAAGUGAAUCCACUGACAAGAGCAGCGCUUUCAAACAUUCGAAGAAAGUUGUG